Molecule: messenger RNA, 2346 nt
Organism: Beauveria bassiana ARSEF 2860
Lineage: Eukaryota; Fungi; Ascomycota; Sordariomycetes; Hypocreales; Cordycipitaceae
Product: ADP-ribosylation factor 4
Exons: 8
Coding region: 1-2346 (781 amino acids)
Biological process (GO): protein folding
Cellular component (GO): cytoplasm; microtubule cytoskeleton
Molecular function (GO): GTPase activity; acyltransferase activity, transferring groups other than amino-acyl groups; GTP binding
Source: RefSeq, a predicted model, not a curated record
AUGUCAACCACUGUACAGCAGUGGCCGCCUGUUGAGGUCCCAUCCACCAGUGACCUGGCAGACAAUUUUAUUGGGUUGCUCGAGUGGGUGCUGGAUGAGUGUGACAUGGCCGCCGAAAAUCACAUGGAAGAAUAUAUCUAUGGAUGUGAUGGUCAAGCCGCUGUGAAUGACUCGUCAGCUCUGGAAGAAGUCGACGGCUGUGUGGAGGUAAACACCAAAGAACUCGCCGAGUACACGUUUUCUCCGGAGAAGUUCACGAGCCCUGAGCACAACCUUGGCGAAGACGAAGGCAAAGAUGACGUCCAGAACGAUGCGAUGAUGCCAAUCGAACAAGAUCAUAGUAGUUCAUUGCAAGAUGGAAAUCAAGAAGCAGAGUCCAUCCUCAAGACUGUGACACUGACAGACACUGCAGGAGAGAAUAGUUUGGAGCUGGUUGAAAAGAAAAAAAUUCCUUCCGGAGUCAGUCAAGACAAGGGUCAAGCGGCCCCCGAAGAUAAAGGGUCAACUUCGUCUAGGAGCAUCAGUACCAGCGGGCAAGGUUCCUCUCCAUCUCUGAACAAAGCAUCUCCAAACCGGCCCAACGAGUUCGAGAUUGUGCGCAGUAUCGAGGUCCCAACAAAAGUCAAGGAGUUGAUUGCUUCUGGUGAGCCCAGUCCGCUGUCUGUUGCGGCCUGGGUCAUGGAUACAACAGAGGCACCGGUGCCGAACCUCGUUGUCUCCAAAGCAGCCAAUGCUUCGACCCACUGUCGUGCCAUCAACCCCGAAACGGGCGCAUUUCUUCCGGUCAUUGAGCAACCGGAGACAAGAUACAAUGACGAGUUGGAUCUUCAAUCGGAGCCCGGGUGGCGACGAAGCAAUAUCACUUCAGACAUGCAAAUCAGUAGAGAGUUGAAGGCCAGAGCAAAACUCGCCCGACGCCUAAAAGAACGUCUUCCUACCCAGGCGCAGGCGAAAGAUACUGUCCCGGAGGAAGCGGAGAGCCCCUUUCCGAAGGCAGACUGCACCCUUAGGCCCGCCACUGAUGAUGACAUCGCCGCGAUAUCAGAUAUUAUCAACCAGGAACGACAAACCAAACGAGGGAAUACCCAGAAAAAGUCAUCUGACAUCAAGAAUUGGGACGUGUCAGAGUACCUCAAGAAAUGCAGGCAAGAACAACGGCCAUUCAUUGUUGCAAUCGCUGGCGAAGAUGACCUUCUGGAUCGAUCAAAAUGGCCUGCCGGCGCCGACAAGGCAUACAAAAAGUACGUUCAGUACCAGAGUACGUUCAAGAAAGUGCAACCUUCAAUUGUCGGAUUCGCUUUUGCUAUGCCGCGACAGAGUCUCGACGUGCAGGAAACUGACAUCGAUCAUUCUUGCUACAUUACCCUGUGUGUCCACCCGAGCCACAGGAAUGAAAAGUACGGAUCGGCGCUGUUAGACAGGAUUCUGAUGUCUGUGUCUCCUGUUCACCGUUCUCUCAUCGACUUCGGAUGGCAGUGUGAUGAUGCAGUCGAGACAUAUGAGCAGCUCGCUUCGCACAAUGCGAAGCAGUACGCCCGCGUAUUUGUCGAGUAUUCCGAGCCCAGGGACGCAGAGUAUAAGCUGAUGGCUAGGGAAAAGUUGUUGAGGAAGUUCGGAUUUCGUCAGGUUGGCCACUUGACUUGUAUGAGAAGUGAGUCUCGGGCGGGCAGAAGAUACUGGAAGGACUUGCUCAUCUGGGAACUCGAGGCCCAGUCGCUCGAAAAUGUUCGUCUCCCAGAGAGAAGCGCUGAUUCGAAUACAUUCGAGGAUGAAAUAGGCAACACACAAGCGGCGUUCGAUAUGCUGUCGAUUCUUCGAAAGGCGCGGCUCAAGGACAAGGAGAUGCGAAUCCUGAUGCUUGGCCUCGACAAUGCGGGAAAGACAACAAUCGUAAAGAAAAUUCUCAAUGAAGAUGUGCACACAGUCAGCCCAACGCUGGGAUUCAUAAUCAAGACAAUAGACUACGACGGCUACAAGCUCAAUAUCUGGGACGUCGGGGGGCAAAAGACGCUGCGGUCGUACUGGCGAAACUACUUUGAAAAGACGGACGCGCUGAUCUGGGUCGUCGACUCUACGGACCGGCUGCGCAUCGAAGACUGCAGAGAGGAGCUUCACGGGCUCCUGCAGGAAGAGCGGCUGGCGGGAGCUUGUCUGCUCAUCUUUGCCAACAAGACUGACGUGGACGGGUGCAUGACGGAGGCGGAGAUUCUACAGGCCCUGCGGUUAGACGAGAUUCGAACGCACCAGUGGCAUAUUCUCCAGUGCAGUGCCAUGACGGGCAAAAACCUGAAGGAAGGGCUGGCGUGGGUGGUGGAGGAUGCGAAGAAGAGGCUAUUUCUGUACUAG